Messenger RNA from Microcebus murinus (gray mouse lemur), 5259 nucleotides. It is a transcript of the gene EMB, whose product is annotated as embigin. Gene Ontology annotation, biological process: dendrite self-avoidance; homophilic cell-cell adhesion; axon guidance. Lineage: Eukaryota; Metazoa; Chordata; Mammalia; Primates; Cheirogaleidae. Gene Ontology annotation, cellular component: axon; plasma membrane. The record is from RefSeq and is a predicted model, not a curated record. Gene Ontology annotation, molecular function: cell-cell adhesion mediator activity.
GUGCAGUUUACACAGUAUCUACUUUCGUUAGGUUUUGUUUCUUGAGCUCUGGGUGGCUCCCCAAAAGCUGUUAGGCUAAGCAUACAAAAGUAAAAUAAAAUCAGACACACUGUGGGGACUUGGGAGUCUGAAACCUUAAUCUGGAGAGAAUGAGUUAAGUCUUCAGAGACUGGAAGAGAGGGUGUGCGUGUUUGGUAGGCAGAGCAAAGAAAGAUUAGUCCAGGGUGUCGGGGCAGCUGGAUAGAAUCUUAUACUCCAGCGCAAAAACAAGCGUUUUUAAUAAGAAAGCCCAAAGACGUUCGGGAGAAGGGGAGCAGAAGUGUCCUUCACGUUCUCCUCCGUCCCAGCAAAGUAAGUAAGUGAAUCCCGCCUCAGAUGAACUGCAAAGGCUACAACCUCUCGCUGAGGAGGUGGGCCAGGCGUCACCUGCACAGCCACUUCAGCGAGCUCCAGGUCCGACCUGCCGGAGCCCAGAGGGCGGAGGCCCGAGAGGAUGCGGCCGGAGGUUGCACCGCACAUCCGGGCGCGCCGGAGCCGGCGGCGGGCUGCAUAAUUGAUGGAGGGCCGGGCGCGGCAAGAGCCUCUCGGGGGAACAGGGCAGGCAGCCCGGCCCCUCCCACUCCGCCUUUUCUCGCGCGUCCUGCCCCCGGGACUGGCAGCGGGCGCUGGGCCACCGGCGAGCGUUCACCGGGACUCCGGGCCCCGACGGCAGCGAGCCGAGGGCGCAGCCUGCAGGAGAACCGCGGCGGACCCUCGAGAGCCAUGCGUGCCGUCCCUGGCCUGCGGGGGCCCCGGGGGCCGACGCCCGGGCUGCUCUCCUUCCUGUGCCUCCUGGCCGCGGCGCGCCCGAGCCUGGCGGACGGCGGCGAUCCAGAUUCACCUUUUACAAGUCUACCUGUCCAAGAAGAGAUGAUGGAAAAAUACAAUAACCUUUCCAUGGAGAGUUAUAACAUAUCAUUGACUGAACAGUCCAGUAUGCCAGUAGAAAAAAAUAUCACUUUAGACAGACCUUCUAAUAUACAACUCACAUGCCAGUUAACAACAUCUAGGGAUUUGAAUUCAGUAAAUGUGACUUGGAAAAAAGGUGAUGAAAUACUUGAGAAUAAUUAUCUUAUCAAUGCAACAGGAAACAUCCUAUAUACCCAACACAUGUUCACCAUCACUAAUAGCAAACAAAUGGGAAGUUAUUCUUGUUUCUUUCAAGAAGAAAAGGAACAAAGGGGAACAUUCAAUUUCAGAGUCCCCAAAGUUCAUGGAAGAAACAAACCAUUGAUCUCCUAUGUGGGGGAUUCUACUGUCUUGACAUGUAAAUGUGAAGGUUGUUUUCCUUUAAAUUGGACCUGGUACAGUAGUAAUGGGAGUGUACAGGUUCCUGUUGGUAUUCAAAAGAAUAUGUAUGUGAAGAAUGGAACAUAUGCUAAUGAAACAAGUCUCAAGAUAACAGAGCUUUUGGAAGGAGACGGGGGAUCUUACUGGUGCCGUGCAUUAUUCCAAUUAGGGGAGAGUGAAGACCACAUUGAACUUGUUGUGCUGAGCUUUUUGGUGCCCCUCAAACCAUUUCUUGCAAUAGUCGGUGAGGUGGUUCUUUUAGUGACCAUUAUUCUGCUUUGUGAAAAGUACACCCAGAAGAAACAGCUGGACUCAGGCACCGAGAAAGAAUUUGAACAAAUUGAACAGCUGAAAUCAGAUGAUAGCAAUGGUAUAGAAAAUAAUGCCCCAAGGCUCAGAAAAACUGAACCUGCGGGCCAGUGAAUGCAAAACAUCAUGUCAAAGAUCAUGGGAAGAUGUACGAAGAAUUUAUAUUUCAGCUUUGUUUAUCCUGCCCGUUAAGAGUAUCUGAGUUUUUAUUUUGAUUUCAUUUUAUAUUUUUAGCAUAUCCAUCACAUAAAACAUUUAUUUCCUUGUGUUGGAAACACUCAAAAUCAGAAUCCACUCAAAAUAUACAAUAAAUCGUUAUUAAUUAGAGUCACCCUAUAGUGCUAUAGAACACUAGAACUUAUUCCUCCCAUUUAGCUGUAGUUUUAUAUCCAUUAACCAACUUCUGGCUAUUCUUCUGCUUUUUGUGACAAUCUGAUGUUUGAUUCAAGAUCCUUAUUUCAGAUUUUAUUAUUUUUAAAUGGCAGGGAGGUAGGUACAUUCAAAGUAUAAUGCUUCUGCAUUGUUAGUAGGCCUGAUAUAGACUUGGAGCAAAUGGACAUUAAUAAUCCUUCCUGGUGCACAUACCCUAUACGUGAGUUUUUAUUUUUAAAAGGGUGAAAACUUUGUGUAACAUGCUUAGCAGUAGCUUCAUAAAUAAUAUAUGCUAUCUCAUAUCUAAAGAUAUAUUUUUAUUCUGCCAUCGUUUGAUAUUAAAGCAGGGUAAAUUGUAGUAAAUAUAUUCUAUGAGCUAUAACCUCAUAGAACCAGGUUCUAUGAGCUAAUUAUUAUAGGAUGAUUAAUUUUAUUCUGGUCUUCAAAGAACACACGGAACAGAUACCAGCAAAAUCACUUAAUAGUUCAUGGAACAAAAGUCACUCAAGACCAUUUAUAACCAAAGAAUUCAUUAAAGAGAAAGCUUUUACCAUUUGUCUUAAAAGUUUGUUUUUUUUCCACUCAUGCUUACUAUGUAUAGAAGUAUUCAUAAUCAUGUAAAGUGUAUUCUUCUGUGAUAUUGAAAAACAAUGUCUUCACUAGGGAAUGAAUACUUUCUGCCUUUGCUUAUGAUGGUUACUGUACAGUCUCCACAGCAAAACAAAGUGUUUAUUCAGAAAUAUUAAUAUUUGCAGAAGGCAAGAAAACAAAACCAUAGGCUUGCCUCAAGGCUCUGUCACUACAAAAGCAAAAUUUCCAGUGUUUAUUUCACUUAUAACCACUGCUUUCCCACACAAGACCAAAGUGCCUCUUAGUCUUAAAACAGAGCAGUUUUUUUUAGCCAUGGGUUUUGGACUUCUUAAGGGACUCUGGUAUUGAUGUUUCAGGGCGUAGGCCCACAUAGUCAUAAUGUAUCACUGCUACGUUGUUGCUUUUGUGGUUUAUGGUUUUCCACUAUCUUUGAUUUGAUACCUGAUUUCCUGGUAUCCAUGGCUGUUUAACUAUCUAAAAACAUAUUAAUGCUUUACAAUAAUAACUGCUUUGACUGAAAUCCAGAAGUACUAAAGAACUUUAUGUUGUUCUGAAUGCCUUAGACUUAUCUUCAAAAACAAGAUAAUUGCAUACAUAACUGAAAUAUGUUAUAAAUUCACUAUAAUCAAAUGAAAUAAAAUCUGAAUAGACAUGGAAAAUUAUUGGUGGCUUUGAAUGAAAUUAAAUUCAUGCCACAGGAUACUGGAUGAGGUCAAAGACCAUGAUGUGAAACCUGCUGGGUGUCCUUGGUGCUGGUGGGUCCAAUGUCCCACUGCUGUGGGGCAGCAGUUAAAAUAGAAGCAAAGAAGAAAGAGCUUGAGAUGGUGACAAGGAACCCACAAUGCUUGGUGACUAGGGGAUUAAAGCUUGGGGAAGAGGAGUUCAAAAAUUUCAAGAAAAAUACUUUACAGAAAUGUAUACCAUGUACUGGCUAAGAAAAUUCUAAUAAUAUUUUGAUAGUGAAAAUUAUAUUACAUCCUAACUAAUGUUUACCAAUAUUGCUAGUAUGAAUAAUAUACAUAGUGAUUUGGAAGCUGCUCAUUAUUUUGUUGCUGUGACAAAAUGCAGUAUUUUGUUGUAAAGCCUGUUAGUUAACUACACAUAUAAGUUUGUUGAACUGGAAUACAUCCCUUAAAUAAUGCCAGAAUUCAUUUUAUUCUGUCUCACAGCUAUGCAUUUAUUUUGGUUUAAUUCAUUAUUACUUUGAUAACAUUAUCUUGGGUGUUAGCUAUAUAACCGAUCAGUUAUCUUAGUUAAUCUACACAAGUUGAAUGUGAUGAAACAAUAGUCAGAUCUGCUAUUUGACAAAGUCUAAUUCAAAGUUGUAUAUUUGUAAAUGGGUAUAUAGGAAUCCCCCCCCCCCAAAUGCAGCUCAUUCCAGUAUGCAUCCUUCCAUUUUGCCACCACAUUUUGGCUAAAAUAGUUUUCAAGUAGGAAAAAUUGCUGCCCAAAGGUAAAAUAAUCUGAAAUAUUUAUGUAGUAAAUUGAAUUUUUAAGUGGCAAUUGUUGCAUUUAUUGUUUUCUAGCAAAGACAAUUUAUUUCAGCAACUUUAAGCAGAAAAAAUACUCAAAAAUUAAUGUUGAUUUUUGACUUUUCAGAGAUUCUCUGAAGGAUUUCUGGAAAAUUACAACUGUUAGAUUAAAAAUGGACUGCUUCCAUUAACUAACCUCAUGGAGCUGAUAAAUGGAUUAAUGAAUAAUGACCAAUUAUAAAUUGACUACAAAUACUAAGGAGCAGAAAAGCUGAAGUAGGAAAAUUACUCCAAGUUUAUAUAUCAGGCACCUUGGCAAAUUGUUCUCUUAAUCUUUCCAGCUAACAGAGUUUUUUAGCAUAAUAAGUAGAUUUAAUGAUGUCAUAAAAUUCCCAGAUACUUUCAUAUUCAGUUUAUCCUAAUGUGUAAAUCUUCUUCCUUUGCAAUCUUUUGCUUUUCCCCAGCAUCUAGUUACUCAGGCUCAAAUCUACAAUUCAUUGUGAUAUUUCCUUCUCCUUUGUUAACUAAUACUUAUUGGUUAUGGAUUCUUCUUCUUUUGACCUUUUUAAUGGUUCAUGAAUCCACUUCAUUGUUACCUCCUCCCUACCCUUACCAGCUGCAACAGCUAAUGCCUUGAUUUUCCUACCUUAAUCUACGGUUCUAUCAAUCCAUCUUUUGCGUGGUGUUCCGAAUCUUCUUUCUAAAACACAAAUUUUACUAUGCAACUUAAUAUGACACAUCAAGUAUCUGCCGGCUGACCUUUGCCAUUUCUUAAUAUUGCAGUCCUUCAAAUUGCUCAUCUGUCUCCAGUGUCUUGAACUAGCCUUGGCACAUAGAGACUUGGCCCAGAAUGCUCUACAUAUGCUUCUCUCUGCUUGACUAACUCAAGGUUAGCUUUCAAGACUUUAAUCUGAUGUUCUUUCUUGGAGGAGCCUUCAUACUCAGUGGGUCAUACACCAUCUUAUGUGCUCAAAUAACUCCACGUUUCUUUGUGUUUAUUACCCUGUAUUGUAAAUUGUACAUUUGUUGGUCUCUCUUCUGGAUUUUGCCUUUUAUUUCUGUGCUCUAUACCUACUGCAGAGAGGGUACAUUAGAGAUGUCUUGAAAUGUGCAUUGAAGGGAUGAAUGCACAAAUAAAAAUUAAAUUUCAUAAAUGUGGACUUAUUUUGAGAAAAACUAUCUUGUG